Molecule: messenger RNA, 1524 nt
Organism: Sorghum bicolor (sorghum)
Lineage: Eukaryota; Viridiplantae; Streptophyta; Magnoliopsida; Poales; Poaceae
Product: probable carboxylesterase 18
Exons: 1
Coding region: 126-1163 (345 amino acids)
Molecular function (GO): hydrolase activity
Source: RefSeq, a predicted model, not a curated record
CAUGUUUGGUUCUCAAAUCUCAAUGAUUAAAUCGCGACAAGGACUCGUCAUCCGUUCCUUGCCGCUGCCCUUAUCAUCAGCGCCUGUGACCUGCCAGCUCGAGAAACCGAGGGACAGGGAGAUCGAUGGCCGCGCCAGACCCGCCGCCGCGGCCAGGGAAGCCCCCGCUGCCGUGGCGCGCGCGGCUGCUUGUGGGCGCCGCCUCCACGCUGCACGCCGCCUCGCUCCGCCGCGAUGGCACCGUCAACCGCUUCCUGCUCUCCCUCUUCGACCGCACCGCGGCGCUCACCCCGACGGCCCCCGUCGGCGGCGUGGCAUCCACGGACCACGCCGUCUCCGACCACCUGCACACCCGCAUCUUCGUCCCGGAGAUCCCAGGCGGCGGGGGCAAAGAGCUCCCGGUGGUCGUGUACUUCCACGGCGGCGGCUUCGUCUUCCACUCCGCGGCGUCGGCGCAGUUCGACGAGCUGUGCCGCCGCCUAGCGUCCGCCAUCCCAGCCGUCAUCGCCUCCGUCGACUACCGCCUCGCGCCCGAGCACCGCUUCCCGGCGCAGUACGACGACGGCGAGGCAGCCCUCCGGUGGGUCCUCGCCGGCGCGGGAGGCGCGCUGCCGUCUCCCCCCGCCGCUGCCGUCUUCGUGGCCGGGGACAGCGCCGGCGGCAACGUUGCGCACCACGUCGCCGCGCGCCUCCCCGACGCCGUCGCGGGGCUGGUCGCCGUGCAGCCAUUCUUCAGCGGCGAGGCGCCCACGGAGUCGGAGCUGCGGCUCCGCGACGCCCCGUUCGGUGGCCCCGAGCGGCUGGCGUGGCUGUGGCGCGCGUUCCUGCCCCCCGGCGCCACGCGGGACCACGAGGCUGCCAACGUGCCCGCCGCGAUCAGGCGGGACGCGGGCGCGGGCGACGACCGGUGGCGGACGUUCCCGCCCACGCUGGUGUGCGUCGGCGGAUGGGACGUGCACCAGGACAGGCAAAGGGCGUACGCCGACGCGCUCCGCGCCGCGGGCGCCGAGGAGGUCACCGUGGCGGAGUACCCGGACGCCAUCCACGCGUUCUACAUUCUGGACGACCUCGCGGACAGCAAGAAGUUUGUGGGCGACGUCGCGGAGUUCGUGAACCGGCACACAUCGCAGAGGAAGAAACGCGCGCUAGACCACGCGGACUAGUGUUAUCUGUUUGCGAGGAUCGCAAGAAAUCGUAGGACUGAAGAAGCUUCUUUGGUGGGAAAUGGUUACCCGCUGGUUUAGAUCGAUUGUGUAGGCUCCAAAACUUCACUUCCCAGAAUCAAUCAAUGAUCGGGUUCAUCGCAGAGGUUUACCGUCUCCAACAGUUUUCGGUGUCAUUUACAGUCAGACUGCCCCUUCGUGGUUUAUGUAAGGCCUUUCUAAUAGUGGCUUUUUGUUUGUUGAUAAGAGCUUCAGGUGGUGGAGGUUUUCUUCACUAGUAUAGUAUUGGAUUUGGCUCAAGUUCUGGUUACGAUAUCACCCUUGUACUAGAACUAGGAAAUCUAAAGACUUGUUUGAUUCC